AUGCUGCGUUUUCUCCUCGUCAUCCACCUUUCUUUCUCCUCCUUCUCCUCCAACUCCUCCUCCUUUUCUUCUUCUUCUUCUCUACUGGAAUUGACCCUUCUCACGAGCCAAUUGCUCUUUCUAACAUACUCUCAAUUUCGCUCAUCUCCUUACCAAACACUACCUGUGUCUAUACCGUUUCCUCCCUAUUUUUUCUCUAUAUCUAUCUCUUUCUCUCUCCCUCUCUCUCUCUCUCUCUCUCUAUCUAUCUAUCUAUCUAUCUAUCUAUCUCACUUUCUUUCGUUUCAAACAUCUAUCUAUCUAUCUAUCUAUCUAUCUAUCUAUCUAUCACUCUUCCGUUUUAUUUUAUUUUCUACUUGCUAUCACUCUCGUUCAUCUUAUUAUCAAACACUAUUUGUAUCUAUAGCGUUUCUGUCCUAUUUUAUCUAUCUAUCUAUCUCACUUUCUUUCGUUUCAAACAUCUAUCUAUCUAUCUAUCUAUCUAUCUAUCUAUCUAUCUAUCUAUCUAUCUAUCUUCUUUUUCUUUCGUUUCAAACAUCUAUCUAUCUAUCUAUCUAUCUAUCUCACUUUCUUUCGUUUCAAACAUCUAUCUAUCUAUCUAUCUAUCUAUCUAUCUAUCUAUCACUCUUUCCGUUUCUGUCCUAUUUUAUCUAUCUAUCUAUCUAUCUAUCUAUCUAUCUAUCUCACUUUCUUUCGUUUCAAACAUCUAUCUAUCUAUCUAUCUAUCUAUCUCACUUUCAUUCGUUUCAAACAUCUAUCUAUCUAUCUAUCUAUCUAUCUAUCUAUCUAUCUAUCUAUCUCACUUUCUUUCGUUUAAAACAUCUAUCUAUCUAUCUAUCUAUCACUCUUUCCGUUUCUGUCCUAUUUUAUCUAUCUAUCUAUCUCACUUUCUUUCGUUUCAAACAUCUAUCUAUCUAUCUAUCUAUCUAUCUCACUUUCUUUCGUUUCAAACAUCUAUCUAUCUAUCUAUCUAUCUCACUUUCUUUCGUUUCAAACAUCUAUCUAUCUAUCUAUCUAUCUAUCUAUCUAUCUAUCUAUCACUCUUUCCGUUUCUGUCCUAUUUUAUCUAUCUAUCUAUCUAUCUCACUUUCUUUCGUUUCAAACAUCUAUCUAUCUAUCUAUCUAUCUAUCUAUCUCACUUUCUUUCGUUUCAAACAUCUAUCUAUCUAUCUAUCUAUCUAUCUCACUUUCUUUCGUUUUAUCUAUCUAUCUAUCUAUCUAUCUAUCUCACUUUCUUUCGUUUCAAACAUCUAUCUAUCUAUCUAUCUAUCUAUCUCACUUUCUUUCGUUUCAAACAUCUAUCUAUCUAUCUAUCUAUCUAUCUCACUUUCUUUCGUUUCAAACAUCUAUCUAUCUAUCUAUCUAUAUCUAUCUAUCUAUCUAUUUAUUUCUAUCAUAUCUCACUCUCGUUCAUCUCGUUUCAAAAACAUCUAUAGCGUUUCUGUCUAUUUAUCUAUCUAUCUAUCUAUCUACUCUUUCUUUUUUCAAAUUUUAUUAUCUAUCUAUGCUCUAUCACUCUUUCGUUCAUCUAUUUUAUCAAACUCUAUUUGUAUCUAUAGCGUUUCUGUCUAUUUUUCUGUCCUAUUUAUCUAUCUAUCUAUCUAUCUAUCUAUCUAUCUCACUUUCUUUCGUUUCAAACAUCUAUCUAUCUAUCUAUCUAUCUAUCACUCUUUCGUUUUAUUUUAUUUUCUACAUGCUCUCACUCUCCGUUUCUGUCCUAUUUUAUCUAUCUAUCUAUCUAUCUAUCUAUCUAUCUCACUUUCUUUCGUUUCAAACAUCUAUCUAUCUAUCUAUCUAUCACUCUUUCGUUUUAUUUUAUUUUUACAUGCUCUCUAUCUCUCGUUCAUCUCCUUAUCAAACACUAUUUGUAUCUAUAUCGUUUCUGUCUAUUUUAUCUAUCUAUCUAUCUCACUUUCUUUCGUUUCAAACAUCUAUCUAUCUAUCUAUCUAUCUAUCUCACUUUCUUUCUUUUUUCAAACAUCUAUCUAUCUAUCUAUCUAUCUAUCUCACUUUCUUUCGUUUUCAAACAUCUAUCUAUCUAUCUAUCUAUCUAUCUAUCUAUCUAUCUCUCACUUUCGUUCAUCUCCUUUCAAAACUAUCUAUCUAUCUUUCUAUCUAUUUAUCUAUCUAUCUAUCUCAUCUAUCUCGUUUCAAACAUCGUUUCAAUCUAUCUAUCUAUCUAUCUAUCUAUCUAUCACUCUUUCGUUUUAUUUUAUUUUCUACAUGCUCUCACUCUCGUUCAUCUCCUUAUCAAACACUAUUUGUAUCUAUAGCGUUUCUGUCCUAUUUUUUAUCUAUCUAUCUAUCUAUCUAUCUCACUUUCUUUCGUUUCAAACAUCUAUCUAUCUAUCUAUCUAUCUAUCUAUCUCUUUCGUUUUAUUUCAAACAUCUAUUUUCUAUCUAUGCUUUCUUUCGUUUUAUUUUAUUUUCUCAUGCUCUCGUUCAUCUCCUUAUCAAACACUAUUUGUAUCUAUAGCGUUUCUGUCCUAUUUUAUCUAUCUAUCUAUCUAUCUAUCUAUCUAUCUAUCUUUCUUUCGUUUCAAACAUCUAUCUAUCUAUCUAUCUAUCUAUCUAUCUCACUUUCUUUCGUUUCAAACAUCUAUCUAUCUAUCUAUCUAUCUAUCUCACUUUCUUUAUUUUCAAUCUAUCUAUCUAUCUAUCUCGUUAUCUAUCUAUCUAUUUGUAUCUAUUUUCACUUUCUUUCGUUUCAAUCUAUCUAUCUAUCUAUCUAUCUAUCAUCUUUCUUUCUUUCGUUUCAAACAUCUAUCUAUCUAUCUAUCUAUCUAUCUAUUUCUUUCUUUCCUUUCAAAUUUUCUAUCUAUCUAUCGUUCAUCUAUCUUAUCUAUCACUAUUUAUCUCUUUCGUUUCAAACAUUUAUCUAUCUAUCUAUCUAUCUCACUUUCUUUCGUUUCAAACAUCUAUCUAUCUAUCUAUCUAUCUAUCUAUCUAUCUAUCUUCAUUUUUCUUUCGUUUCAAAAUCUAUCUAUCUAUCUAUCUAUCUAUCUAUCUAUCUAUCACUCUUUCAUUUUACUUUUAUUUUCGUUUCUGUCCUAUUUUAUAUCUAUCUAUCUAUCUCGUUCUUCCUUUUCAAACAUCUAUCUAUCUAUAUCGUUUAUCUGUCUAUCUAUCUAUCUAUCUAUCUAUCUCACUUUCUUUCGUUUCAAACAUCUAUCUAUCUAUCUAUCUAUCUAUCUAUCUCACUUUCUUUCGUUUCAAACAUCUAUCUAUCUAUCUAUCUAUCUAUCUAUCUAUCACUCUUUCCGUUUCUGUCCUAUUUUAUCUAUCUAUCUAUCUAUCUCACUUUCUUUCGUUUCAAACAUCUAUCUAUCUAUCUAUCUAUCUAUCUAUCUAUCUCACUUUCUUUCAAACAUUUCAAACAUCUAUCUAUCUAUCUAUCUAUCUAUCACUCUUUUGUUUAUUUUAUUUUCUAAUCAUGCUCUCACUCUUUUUCAUCUAUCCCUAUCAAACACUAUUUUAUCUAUAGCGUUUCUGUCCUAUUUUAUCUAUCUAUCUAUCUAUCUAUCUAUCUAUCUAUCUAUCUCACUUUCUUUCGUUUCAAAAUCUAUCUAUCUAUCUAUCUAUCUAUCUAUCUAUCUAUCUAUCUAUCUAUCUCACUUUCUUUCGUUUCAAACAUUUAUCUAUCUAUCUAUCUAUCUAUCUAUCUAUCACUCUUUCCGUCUCUGUCCUAUUUUAUCUAUCUAUCUAUCUAUCUAUCUUUCUUUCGUUUCAAACAUCUAUCUAUCUAUCUAUCUAUCUAUCUAUCUAUCUAUCUAUCUAUCUCACUUUCUUUCGUUUCAAACAUCUAUCUAUCUAUCUAUCUAUCUCACUUUCUUUCGUUUCAAACAUCUAUCUAUCUAUCUAUCUCACUUUCUUUCGUUUCAAACAUCUAUCUAUCUAUCUAUCUAUCUAUCACUCUUUUCGUUUCUGUCCUAUUUUAUCUAUCUAUCUAUCUAUCUAUCUAUCUAUCUAUCUCACUUUCUUUCGUUUCAAACAUCUAUCUAUCUAUCUAUCUAUCUAUCUAUCUAUCUAUCUAUCUAUCUAUCUCACUUUCUUUCGUUUAAAACAUCUAUCUAUCUAUCUAUCUAUCUAUCUAUCACUCUUUCCGUUUCUGUCCUAUUUUAUCUAUCUAUCUAUCUCACUUUCUUUCGUUUUUAUCUAUCUAUCUAUCUAUCUAUCUAUCUAUCUCACUUUCUUUCGUUUCAAACAUCUAUCUAUCUAUCUAUCUAUCUAUCUCACUUUCUUUCGUUUCAAACAUCUAUCUAUCUAUCUAUCUAUCUAUCUAUCUAUCUAUCUAUCUCACUCUUUAUGUUUCAAACAUCUAUCUAUCUAUCUAUCUAUCUAUCUAUCUAUCCUCUUUCCGUUUCUGACUCUAUUUUUAUCUAUCUAUCUAUCUAUCUAUCUAUCUAUCUCACUUUCUUUCGUUUCUUUCAAACAUCUAUCUAUCUAUCUAUCUAUCUAUCUAUCUAUCUCAUCUAUCUUUCUUUCGUUUCAAACAUCUAUCUAUCUAUCUAUCUAUCUAUCUCACUUUCUUUCGUUUCAAACAUCAUCUAUCUAUCUAUCUAUCUAUCUACUUUCUUUCGUUUCAAACAUCUAUCUAUCUAUCUAUCUAUCUAUCUCACUUUCUUUCGUUUCAAACAUCUAUCUAUCUAUCUAUCUAUCUCACUUUCUUUCGUUUCAAAUAUCUAUCUAUCUAUCUAUCUAUCUAUCUAUCUCACUUUCUUUCGUUUCAAACAUCUAUCUAUCUAUCUAUCUAUCUCACUUUCUUUCGUUUCAAACAUCUAUCUAUCUAUCUAUCUAUCUAUCUAUCUAUCUAUCUAUCUAUCACUCUUUCCGUUUCUGUCCUAUUUUAUCUAUCUAUCUAUCUAUCUCACUUUCUUUCGUUUCAAACAUCUAUCUAUCUAUCUAUCUAUCUAUCUCACUUUCUUUCGUUUCAAACAUCUAUCUAUCUAUCUAUCUAUCUAUCACUCUUUCCGUUUCUGUCCUAUUUUAUCUAUCUAUCUAUCUAUCUAUCUAUCUAUCUAUCUCACUUUCUUUCGUUUCAAACAUCUAUCUAUCUAUCUAUCACUCUUUCCGUUUCUGACCUAUUUUAUCUAUCUGUCUAUCUAUCUAUCUAUCUAUCUCACUUUCUUUCGUUUCAAACAUCUAUCUAUCUAUCUAUCUAUCUAUCUAUCUAUCUAUCUAUCUAUCUAUCUCACUUUCUUUCGUUUCAAAAAUCUAUCUAUCUAUCUAUCUAUCUAUCUCACUUUCUUUCGUUUCAAACAUCUAUCUAUCUAUCUAUCUAUCUAUCUAUCUAUCUAUCUAUCUCACUUUCUUUCGUUUCAAACAUCUAUCUAUCUAUCUAUCUAUCUAUCUCACUUUCUUUCGUUUCAAACAUCUAUCUAUCUAUCUAUCUAUCACUCUUUCCGUUUCUGUCCUAUUUUAUCUAUCUAUCUAUCUAUCUCACUUUCUUUCGUUUCAAACAUCUAUCUAUCUAUCUAUCUAUCUCUAUCUAUAUCUUUCUUUCGUUUCAAACAUCUAUCUAUCUAUCUAUCUAUCUAUCUAUCUAUCUAUCUAUCACUCUUUUUCUAUUUUUAUUUUAUUUUCUACAUCUCUAUCUAUCUAUCGUUCAUCUCUUAUCAAACACUAUUUCUAUCUAUCGUUUCUGUCCUAUUUUAUCUAUCUAUCUAUCUAUCUCACUUUCUUUCGUUUCAAACAUCUAUCUAUCUAUCUAUCUAUCUAUCUCACUUUCGUUUUUCGUUUCAAACUAUCUAUCUAUCUAUCUAUCUAUCUAUCUCACUUUCUUUCGUUUCAAACAUCUAUCUAUCUAUCUAUCUAUCUAUCUAUCUAUCACUCUUUCUUUUAUUUUAUUUUCUACAUGCUCUCCUUCGUUCAUCUCCUUAUCAAAUCUAUUUCUAUCUAUCGUUUCUGUCCUAUUUUAUCUAUCUAUCUAUCUCACUUUCUUUCGUUUCAAACAUCUAUCUAUCUAUCUAUCUAUCUAUCUAUCUAUCUAUCUAUCACUCUUUCGUUUUAUUUUAUUUUCUACAUGUCUCUCACUCUCGUUCAUCUCCUUAUCAAACACUAUUUGUAUCUAUAGCGUUUCUGUCCUAUUUUAUCUAUCUAUCUAUCUAUCUAUCUAUCUAUCUCACUUUCUUUCGUUUCAAACAUCUAUCUAUCUAUCUAUCUAUCUAUCUCACUUUCUUUCGUUUCAAACAUCUAUCUAUCUAUCUAUCUAUCUAUCACUCUUUCCGUUUCUGUCUAUUUAUCUAUCUAUCUAUCUAUCUCACUUUCUUUCGUUUCAAACAUCUAUCUAUCUAUCUAUCUAUCUAUCUAUCUCACUUUCUUUCGUUUCAAACAUCUAUCUAUCUAUCUAUCUAUCUAUCUAUCUCACUUUCUUUCGUUUCAAUCUAUCUAUCUAUCUAUCUAUCUAUCUAUCUAUCUCUGCUCUUUCUUUCUUUCGUUUCAAACAUCUAUCUAUCUAUCUAUCUAUCUAUCUAUCUAUCUAUCUAUCUAUCUAUCUCACUUUCUUUCGUUUCAAACAUCUAUCUAUCUAUCUAUCUAUCUAUCUAUCUAUCUCACUUUCUUUCGUUUCAAACAUCUAUCUAUCUAUCUAUCUAUCUAUCUAUCUAUCUAUCUAUCUAUCACUCUUUCCGUUUCUGUCCUAUUUUAUCUAUCUAUCUAUCUAUCUCACUUUCUUUCGUUUCAAACAUCUAUCUAUCUAUCUAUCUAUCUAUCUCACUUUCUUUCGUUUCAAACAUCUAUCUAUCUAUCUAUCUAUCUAUCUAUCUCACUUUCUUUCGUUUCAAACAUCUAUCUAUCUAUCUAUCUAUCUAUCUAUCUCACUUUCUUUCGUUUCAAACAUCUAUCUAUCUAUCUAUCUAUCUAUCUAUCUAUCUAUCUCACUUUCUUUCGUUUCAAACAUCUAUCUAUCUAUCUAUCUAUCUAUCUAUCUAUCUCACUUUCUUUCGUUUCAAACAUCUAUCUAUCUAUCUAUCUAUCUAUCACUCUUUCCGUUUCUGUCCUAUUUUAUCUAUCUAUCUAUCUAUCUAUCUAUCUAUCUAUCUAUCUCACUUUCUUUCGUUUCAAACAUCUAUCUAUCUAUCUAUCUAUCUAUCUAUCUCACUUUCUUUCGUUUCAAAAUCUAUCUAUCUAUCUAUCUAUCUAUCUAUCUAUUUCCUUUUUUCUGUCUAUUUCUAUCUAUCUAUCUAUCUAUCUAUCUCACUUUCUUUCGUUUCAAACAUCUAUCUAUCUAUCUAUCUAUCUAUCUAUCUCACUUUCUUUCGUUUCAAACAUCUAUCUAUCUAUCUAUCUAUCACUCUUUCCGUUUCUGACCUAUUUUAUCUAUCUAUCUAUCUAUCUAUCUAUCUCACUUUCUUUCGUUUCAAACAUCUAUCUAUCUAUCUAUCUAUCUAUCUAUCUCACUUUCUUUCGUUUCAAACAUCUAUCUAUCUAUCUAUCUAUCUAUCUAUCUCACUUUCUUUCGUUUCAACAUCUAUCUAUCUAUCUAUCUAUCUAUCUAUCUAUCUAUCUAUCACUCUUUCCGUUUCUGUCCUAUUUUAUCUAUCUAUCUAUCUAUCUCACUUUCUUUCGUUUCAAACAUCUAUCUAUCUAUCUAUCUAUCUAUCUAUCUCACUUUCUUUCGUUUCAAACAUCUAUCUAUCUAUCUAUCUAUCUAUCUAUCACUCUUUCCGUUUCUGUCUAUUAUUUAUCUAUCUAUCUAUCUAUCUAUCUCACUUUCUUUCGUUUCAAACAUCUAUCUAUCUAUCUAUCUAUCUAUCUAUCUAUCUCACUUUCUUUUUUCAAACAUCUAUCUAUCUAUCUAUAUCUAUCUAUCUAUCUAUCUAUCUUUCUUUCGUUCUAAACAUCUAUCUAUCUAUCUAUCUAUCUCACUUUCUUUCGUUCAAACAUCUAUCUAUCUAUCUAUCUAUCUAUCUAUCUAUCUAUCUAUCUAUCUAUCUAUCACUCUUUCCGUUUCUGUCCUAUUUUAUCUAUCUAUCUAUCUAUCUCACUUUCUUUCGUUUCAAACAUCUAUCUAUCUAUCUAUCUAUCUAUCUAUCUAUCUAUCUAUCUAUCUCACUUUCUUUCGUUUCAAACAUCUAUCUAUCUAUCUAUCUAUCUAUCUAUCUAUCUAUCUAUCUCACUUUCUUUCGUUUCAAACAUCUAUCUAUCUAUCUAUCUAUCUACUCUUUCCGUUUCUGUCCUAUUUUAUCUAUCUAUCUAUCUAUCUAUCUAUCUCACUUUCUUUCGUUUCAAACAUCUAUCUAUCUAUCUAUCUAUCUAUCUAUCUAUCUAUCUAUCUAUCUAUCUAUCUAUCUCACUUUCUUUCGUUUCAAACAUCUAUCUAUCUAUCUAUCUAUCUAUCUAUCUCACUUUCUUUCGUUUCAAACAUCUAUCUAUCUAUCUAUCUAUCUAUCUAUCUAUCUAUCUAUCUAUCUAUCUAUCACUCUUUCGUUUUAUUUUAUUUUCUACAUGCUCUCACUCUCGUUCAUCUCCUUAUCAAACACUCUUUGUUUCUAUAGCGUUUCUGUCUAUUUUAUCUAUCUAUUUAUCUAUCUAUCUAUCUAUCUAUCUAUCUAUCUCACUUUCUUUCGUUGCGAAAAAAUAUUAGAUUCUUGUUAA
Molecule: messenger RNA, 8595 nt
Organism: Acanthosepion pharaonis
Lineage: Eukaryota; Metazoa; Mollusca; Cephalopoda; Sepiida; Sepiidae
Source: the annotation of a GenBank genome assembly